AUGGCCAACUGGGGAGGGGCAUCAAUCGGGUCGCGAGCUCCCCUUGCUAGUCAUAACAGACAGCAGCAACAGGAUGAAGAGAUAACAGGGCGAAAAAGUGAGGUGACAUCCGUCAAGGCAACCGACUCCGGUAGUCUGGUACCUUCCGGCAGCAGGGGUGAUCGACCAGUCUUGACCCCGGCCUCAGCGAUUGGCGAAAUCACAUACACGCACAGACACACAAAACCCGCCAGCUUGAGCACAAGCCCCACUUAG
Molecule: messenger RNA, 255 nt
Organism: Protopolystoma xenopodis
Lineage: Eukaryota; Metazoa; Platyhelminthes; Monogenea; Polystomatidea; Polystomatidae
Source: the annotation of a GenBank genome assembly